This is a messenger RNA of Fonsecaea multimorphosa CBS 102226, 1317 nucleotides long. RefSeq lists its product as uncharacterized. NCBI's taxonomy places the organism in Eukaryota, Fungi, Ascomycota, Eurotiomycetes, Chaetothyriales, Herpotrichiellaceae. The coding region runs from base 1 to 1317 and encodes 438 amino acids. The record is from RefSeq and is a predicted model, not a curated record. The transcript is spliced from 3 exons.
AUGUCUGCUGACACUAGCUAUGACUCCUACGCCUAUGACGACGGCACCUAUGAUGACGGCACCAAUGACGACGGAACAAAUUAUGGCACUGCGAAUGACGACUCUACUAAUUGGGACGCUACCAAUGGUGACGCUGACAAUCUAGGCGCUGCCAAUGACGAGGACGCGAACUACGGCUAUACCAAUGACGAGGACGCCAACUACGGCUAUACCAAUGACGACGCCAACUAUGGCGCUGCCGAUGACGAGAAUGCGAACUACGGCUAUACCUACAACGAGGACGCCAACUACGGCGAUACCAAUGACGACGCCAACUACGGCGCUGCCAAUGAUGAGGAUGCGAAUUACGGCUAUACCAAUGAUGAGGACGCCAACUACGAUGACGAUGAUGCAAAUUAUGGCGCUGCUAUCGGCGGAGAUACUAACUACAGCAAUACCAAUGACGAUGAUGCCAAUUACGGCACGGCCAAUGACGACGAUGCCAAUUACGGCGCUACCAAUGACGACACUGCCGUUGGCGACGCUGCUCAUAUAUCUAGCGACGGUAACAGCACGUCUGGCAAUGGCCCUGCCCCGGCUGGCAAUAACCCUCCCCCAGCUGGCAACAACCCUCCCUCAGCUGGCAACAACCCUCCCUCAGCUGGCAAUAACCCUCCCCCAGCUGGUAACGGCCCUCCUCCAGCUAACAGCAGCCCACCCCCAGCCAGCAACAGCACGGCGACAUCUAGUGCCAGUGCCAUCACUGCUAGCAAAAGCCUUGCGACAUCCAGCAACAGUACUACGGCCUCUAGUAACAGCACUGCGACGUCCAGCAACGGCACUACCCCGGCUGGUAACAGCACUACAGUGGAUCCCAAAUACUACGUGACAAGCGGGCCCGCCUCGGCCUUCGCAGCUCAAUUCGAUCACCGCAUCUGUUCUUACGAGGUUCUGUUGAAAGCAUUCCAGCCAGUUAUAACGACGGCCAAUGGCGGACAUGACUACUCCUCCCUGACCACAUACGACCAGAACGGCCAGCCGACGGGUGGUCUCAUGCAAUGUUCAGGCAGCAAGGGUCUCACACAGUCGAGCACUCCACCUCAACUAUCCGACGUCGUCUCCAUGCUUCAAACCGGCGCCACCCAUUUCGCACAGUGUUUGACACAGCAGAAAGGGAACGUCUACGAGGCGCUGCGCGUCUACAAUUCCGGCAGCAUCGCCCCGAGCGGCGAUCUCAGCGAUCCCAAGAGCGUGGGCACGCCGUCCUACGUCUGUGACGUCGCGAAUCGCAUGCGUAAGUUUUUCUUCUUCUUCUUCUUCUUCUCUCUCCUCUUGUGA